This is a messenger RNA of Phodopus roborovskii (desert hamster), 672 nucleotides long. Its product is annotated as serine/threonine-protein kinase TNNI3K-like. The transcript has 5 exons. Gene Ontology annotation, molecular function: protein binding. NCBI's taxonomy places the organism in Eukaryota, Metazoa, Chordata, Mammalia, Rodentia, Cricetidae. The record is from RefSeq and is a predicted model, not a curated record. The coding region runs from base 1 to 672 and encodes 223 amino acids.
AUGCGGAAGAAAAUGGCAAAAGUCUCUACUUUCUCACCAAUCACAGUGAAUGCCCAGGACAAUGAGGGCCACGCCCCUCUGCACUUCUGUUCUCGCUUUGGACACCACAACAUCGUGAAGUACUUACUCCAAAGUGACUUGGAGGUUCAGCCUCAUGUGGUGAACAUCUACGGCGACACACCCUUGCACCUGGCAUGCUACAGUGGAAAUUUUGAAGUUGCAAAGGAGAUCAUCCACAUAACAGGAACUGAAAGUCUGACUAAGGAAAACAUCUUCAGCGAGACAGCUUUCCACAGUGCUUGUACCUAUGGCAAGAACAUUGACCUGGUCAGAUUUCUUCUUGAUCAGAAUGCUGUGAGCAUUAAUCAUCAAGGAAGAGAUGGGCAUACAGGAUUACACUCUGCUUGCUACCAUGGCCAUAUUUGCCUGGUUCAGUUCCUACUGGAUAAUGGUGCAGACAUGAAUCUAGUUGCUUGUGAUCCCAGCAGGUCUAGUGGUGAAAAGGAUGAGCAGACAUGUUUGAUGUGGGCUUAUGAGAAAGGACACGAUGCCAUUGUCACACUCCUGAAACACUAUAAGAGAUCCCAGGAUGAGCUGCCAUGUAAUGAAUAUUCCCAGCCUGGGGGAGGUACUGCUCUUUACUAUUAUGUUUUCGCUGUUGUACAAUAUUGA